CGCUUAAAGUAGGGGGUUUAGUGUUUUAAAGAUGCUAUCGCGGCGAUGCCCCUGACAAGGCACCAUCGUCACAGUCAGUCUGAUUCUGCUUGUCCACCUGAAAAUGUUCCUUCGGUUACUUCUACUUCUGCUCCUUUGGGGAGAGCGAAGCUCCUUCGCCAGCGAAAACUUUGUGCAGCCCUCGCACCUGGCUAAUUUUUUGGACAGGAUCGGGCGAGUGCACCGCCUGCAUGCCAUCUCCAUUGUGAACAGCCUGGAGUCGGUCACUUCCAGCUAUCUUGAUGAACUGCAUCGCCAGCUACGAGACAACAGCAGCAACCACUUCUACCUGCUGCCGCAGAUGACGGCUACGGAUGAGGCGGCGACCCCUUUGCGGUUUAGCCGGCUGCAGGAUGAGGAAUCGCUGUACGUGGUCUUUGCGAGGGAUACCAAGGAUGCGGUAAUUGAGUUGCAGGCGCGCCGAGCUCGAGGCAGGCGCUACUCCAAGACCCUGUUCAUGCUUAAGAGCCGGGAGUCGCCAUCGCGAGUGGCGCACUUUUUCGAACUGCUUUGGAAGCUGCAGUUCCGCUCUGCCCUGGUGGUGGUGGCCAAGCGAAAGUUUUACCAAAUGGACCCAUAUCCCUCCAUUCGGGUGAUUCGCAUGCGUAGGCUGUCCACAUAUGAUCCUCAUCAUCUUUUUCCCCUGCCCAAUCGACGGGACUUCAGGGGCUAUCGGCUGCGCCUGCCCGUGCAGCAGGAUGUGCCGAACACGUUUUGGUACAGGGAUCGCCACCAGUCGGACGCUUGGCAGCUGGACGGAGUGGGAGGGAUCUUGGUCAACCAUCUGAUGGCGCACCUAAAUGUGUCGCUGGAGCUAUUCCCUCUCGUGGUGAACGGUUCCCAGUUGUUGAACAUGGCCACGCUCACGCAACUUAUUGUCCAGGGGACGGUGGAGAUGAGCCCGCACCUGUACGACACUCUGCAUCCGAACAGCCAGGUGGACUAUUCGUAUCCCGCCCAGGUGGCGCCGCGCUGUUUCAUGAUCCCCCUGGACAACGACAUUUCGCGCAGCCUGUAUGUCUUCCUGCCCUUCACCUUGACGCUCUGGCUGUGCCUGCUGCUCACCCUGCUGCUGGUGCACUUCCUCUUUGUGCGUCGCGUGAUGCCGGACUCGCACCUCUGGAAGAUACUCGGAGUACCGGGAGCAGGGAAGGCUGGAUACCGGAAGCGCAAGCCGGGACGCGCUUUUUGCGGCCUGAUUAUCGUCUUCGGGAUAUUCAUCCUGUGCCAGUCGUACAGCACCAAGCUCACCUCCUUUCUGGCCGUAACUCUUACCCGUCCGAAUGCCGGGAGCCUGGAGGAGCUGUUCCGGCUGCCCUACCGCAUCCUGGUGCUGCCUUCCGAUGCGGACGCCAUCGUGGGCUCCCUGGGACAUGGUGAGCAGUUCGCCGCCAAGUUCACCUUCACGGAUCUGGAGCACUUUGACGCAAAGCGAAUCUCGCUGGAUAUGAAGUACAUAUAUCCGAUUAGCCGGAUACGCUGGGAGUUCUUCAACCUGCAGCAGCGCUUUCUGCGCAAGAAACGCUUCUUCUUUUCGCGGCUGUGCCACGGCACGUAUCCCUUUCAGUACCAGCUGCGGGUGGACUCGCACUUCAAGGACGCCCUGCAUCGCUUCCUGCUGCACGUGCAGCAGGGCGGACUGGCAGAUCGCUGGAUGGAGACCUGCUACCGGCGGGCCCAUCGCAUGGGCUACCUUAAGGAUUUCUCCACGCUGGCGGAGAUGGAGGAGAAGUUGAGGCUCCGUCCGUUGGCCCUCAACAUGCUGGCGCCUGCCUUCAGUCUGUUUCUGUGCGGACUGCUGGGCAGCGGCAUUGCCUUCGUGGUGGAGAUCCGCCAGAGCUUUUGGUGCAGACAAAGGCCACCUAACCGCCACACUAACCGCCCGCCCGCAGCCCCGGGGAUUAGGGGAUUAAUAUUAAUGCAUCCGAAGUAGCUCAUCCCUAACUAGAAACCAAGAAACCCACCCACCCACGUCGCAACUGAAUCGAAUAUCAAGUCUAAUCUAACUUUCGUAUGAUUCACAUUAUUAUUCCCCCCACAACACCCACAAUCCACGAACGAAUGAACCCAAUCGGACCACCUAACCGAACGAACCGAAAUUUGCAACCAUCAUUCAACCAUCAUCGAAUCCCAUCGA
Molecule: messenger RNA, 2176 nt
Organism: Drosophila kikkawai
Lineage: Eukaryota; Metazoa; Arthropoda; Insecta; Diptera; Drosophilidae
Gene: Ir62a
Product: Ionotropic receptor 62a
Source: RefSeq, a predicted model, not a curated record